Pocillopora verrucosa is the source of this 1662-nucleotide messenger RNA. The record is from RefSeq and is a predicted model, not a curated record. Lineage: Eukaryota; Metazoa; Cnidaria; Anthozoa; Scleractinia; Pocilloporidae.
GCACAAUUGGAUUUUGAGAAGCGUAUGUUCGCAGACAAUUAUUUACCGAAUAUCCAUGAAACACACAGCAAGACGACAGAGACAAGUGACAGCGGAGUAAGAGCACUUGGUGCAAUAUCUGAGGGAGAAAUGAAAGACACAUCUGGUGGCGAACACAGUCUUUACUUAAAAGAUCUCAGCCAGGACGUGAUCAGAAAACUGGAUUUCAAACUGGAUAUGGAUUACACUUCUUGGUGUCAAAUAUGCAAGUCUUUUGGAGUGAGUGAGCGUACUCCAGUGUUACACCCUUGGAAAGAUGAAUUUGAGCACCUUGAAUACUUCGACUUUCGGCCGACGAGAAGUGCAUUUAGCAAAAUUCUCGAUAUGUUUUCGCACGUACCUGUUAAGCUAUUUAAAGAGGUCUUAGAAGCUUUACAGCUAUAUGACCUGAGUGAUGUGCUUGAUGAAGGAAAACCACGAGCCAUAAGAUCACUGCGACCCCUUCUCAGUUUACGGGAAAUAGAGAAAUUAAGGAAUAGUCGUGAUCGUCCCAUAUCUUAUCACAGCAGUGUUGCUGUUCUGAUUAUUGACUUUCCGGAGACUUGCGACACUGAGGGGAUUGAAAAGUUUUUUAAAGGUCUUAACGCUAAGAGCGAGGUAACUGUGAUGCGCUGCAGAAACGAUAUUGAAGCAGCUAAGACAGAAUUUCUCAAAAAGAGUGAGGGUGAACAACGUUUCGAAAGUUCCCCAGUGUCGCUGAAGAAGGCAGGGAAGGACUCCGAGAGUGAGAUGGACACAUUGAGAUCGGAUUUUUCCGAAGUCAUACAGAGAUGGAUAUCCAAUCAAGACAAAUAUUCGUCAGUUGCCGUAUUUUUCAUCUUCAAUGAUUACGUUAAUCAAUUCGACUCAGAAGUAGAACAAUUAAUCUAUCACUGUAAGAAGAGGUUGGUCACCGCAUUCCCCACAAAAGUGAAAUUGACGAUCCAUUCGUUGUCCGGUUGGAACUGUGUGUCGCCGCGGGAAGAGCUUUUUGUUGUGAAUGUUCGUUUUGGUGGUGAAGAUUUUCUACCUUUGAUGCUGGAGACUUUAACCAAACGCUGGCAAACGAUGGACCUGCAUUCAAUGAUGAGAGAGUUCGGAAGGUCUUUGGCAAGAAAUCCUAUUGAGGAAGGCAAUCUUUCUCUAAGAGACUUUAGAAACUUAAGUAUAACGGACAAUUUGUCGUGUCUUGUCAUUGCUGAGGGGGCAAAUGGGCCGACCACGCCCAAGGAAAAGAAAGUUCUGAUUGAAAAUAAGAAACUCGUUAUUCCAGACUUGUAUUUAAAUGCGGGAGGUGUGACAGUGUCCUAUUUUGAGAGGCUGAAGAACAUCAAUCACAUCAGUUUAAGACGUUUGACUCGGAAAUACGAGAAGAAAGCAAAUUUUCAUCUUUUAGGUAGCGUCCAAGAAAGCCUGUAUCAUCAUUUCAAGGAAACCAUUCGUUUAAAAUCAUCGCUUGAGUUCCUUCGAGAGAUCGUUGGCGCGAAUGAAAAAGACAUUGUUCAUUCUGGAUUGGAGUUCACCUUAGAACGAUCAGCUAAGCAAAUUAUGCACUGUGCCAGUGAGUACGACCUAGGUCUAGACAUAAGGACGGCUGCUUAUACUAUGUCCAUGGAAAAAGGAACACGGUUAUCUAGGUGUUGA